Molecule: messenger RNA, 798 nt
Organism: Lindgomyces ingoldianus
Lineage: Eukaryota; Fungi; Ascomycota; Dothideomycetes; Pleosporales; Lindgomycetaceae
Exons: 3
Source: RefSeq, a predicted model, not a curated record
GGCAUAACGUGGAUGCUGCUCGCCAUCUCUUUCGUCUGCCUUAUCGCUCGCCUGAUCAUCCGGUCGAAAACAUUCUCCAAACUCUCCUGGGAUGAUGCAUUAGUCGUUUUCGCGUGGUUCAUGUCCCUCGGCACUGCCAUCACCAUGAAAUUGACGUCGAAGUUCAUGUAUCAACUAGAAUACGUGCGAGUCGGGAUUCUCUGGCCGCCACCAACAUCGUUCAUGAGCGAUACCGAGAAAUACUUCAAGGGCACUAUUGCCCAAGGUGUGCUGUUUUACACGGGGCUUUGGGCGGUGAAGUUCGCGUUUCUCAUCUUCUUCUGGAGGCUCGUAAAUAAAGUCCAGAGUCUGAGGGUGUACUGGUAUGCCGUGCUUGCUUUCACCGUAUUGAGUUAUGCUGCAGUUUUUGCGGCGACAGAUUGGAGAUGUAUCGCUAGCCCAGUACACGUAAUCUUCGAGAGGUGCGGGACAUCGAGUGCGGGGAGGAGGAUGAAAUUUCAGAUGUGGUUUACUGCGGCGGUAGAUGUUGCUAGCGAUGUUUCAAUCUUGACAAUUCCCUUCGUCCUGCUCUGGCAAGUCAGUCUCCCAGCACGCAAACGACUCGCGCUCGGAGGUAUUUUCUCCCUAGUGGUCGUCACCAUGGCUGUCGCACUCUUAAGGGCAUCCUUCAUCACUGCGUACAGAGGGCAGCCAGACAACUCGCGAACGACACUCUGGUCUUUCGUCGAGCAGAGCAUUGCCAUCAUUAUCGUAUGCCUUGGUUCAUUCCGCACUCUUUUCACCCAAGAACAACCUCAG